Molecule: messenger RNA, 754 nt
Organism: Vigna umbellata (rice bean)
Lineage: Eukaryota; Viridiplantae; Streptophyta; Magnoliopsida; Fabales; Fabaceae
Source: RefSeq, a predicted model, not a curated record
GAAUGUUUUCGGGACACGACAGACAUUACAAUUCGCAACGGUUACUUUGCGUGUCAAUUGUGAGUGUUUCUCUCUCUUCCUUUUUUUCCUUUACCCAAUAUCAGAAACCUUCCAAACUGGUGUUAGGCGCAAAGAAAAAUCACAUACCCAUUUGUGUUUUGCAAUGGGAUCUCGAAGAAAAUCAGUGAGAGAGAAAGCUCAAGAAGAAGAGGAAGAGGAACAAACAGUGGUUUUGAAAACUACAAAAGUGGUGGAGUAUUUGGUGCCAAAGAUGUCAAUUGAGCUUCUGUGCAAGUUUCCGGAUAACUCUGCCUUUGACUUUGAUUACUCUCAGAGCACAAUAUGGUCUCCUUUGCUUCCCACACCCUCCUGCAGUCCAAUGGAUUUGGAUCUCAUAACUCCAAAGAAGCUUUCCUAUGAGAUGGGUUUGGGAGCAAGGUGCAGUGUCAAGAAUAUGGGUUCAAAGCUUAGGAAAAAGUUCAAUCUCAAUCUUCAUUUCAUCAACAAACAUGGCAAGAGCAAGAACAAGAAGCUGUCUUCUGAUUUCUCACCGACACCCUUCAAGGGUGCUUGCAACCCCAUCAUGAACAAGCGAUGGGCAAGAGCACUGAAAGCUGCUUCUAAACAGUUCAAGAAAUGGAAGACAACGAGAGACCCCAUAGCUCAUGUCAUGCUACCAAAAUGAUGUUUUUUAAAUAUUUGCCGAAUGUUUUUACUAUUUCUUAAUUGUGAGUUGGUUUAAUUAUUUCUUUUU